Messenger RNA from Lycium ferocissimum, 2646 nucleotides. RefSeq lists its product as uncharacterized. NCBI's taxonomy places the organism in Eukaryota, Viridiplantae, Streptophyta, Magnoliopsida, Solanales, Solanaceae. The record is from RefSeq and is a predicted model, not a curated record. The transcript has 2 exons. The coding region runs from base 211 to 2397 and encodes 728 amino acids.
UGUACCUCUUUCUCUACAUAUAUUAAGUGACAACUGAUGAAUUCAUCACUGCAACCUUUUGGGGUUUUAGUUUCAAAAGCAUAGUAGAGAAAUCCCAUUAUCUGCAGCUUGAAGGUUCAGUUUUUGAGAUUGUUACCCUUCACAGAGAAAAAGAAGAAAGAUUUUGAAGAUUGUUACUGUUUGAACCUUGGUGGUCAUGUCAACUACUUCAUGAUAGGAACUGAAGAUAAAACACUGUUUUGUUUCUGUCAUUGGGGCUGGAAGAAUAAGGUGCUUCCAGAUGGAUCCACUCUGUAUGUUGAAGGUAUUACCCGUCAGGUUAUUGCGGAAACGGGCAUAAAGUAUAAUGAUUUUGUGAAUGCAGUUUUUGACCGAUUAUGCAUUGAUCCUUCAGAUAAGAUCUUGCACUUUACUGUGAAGUUUGAUAGGUCCCAAUUGAUAGAGCUGAGAGACCAAGAAGACGUCAAUACUCUAUUACAAUAUAAUGAUGGUUUUGCACAUGUUUAUGCAUCAAGUUUGGAGAAGGAGCCUUAUUCUACUUUGCCGUCAGUUGACACGAAGAAAUUUGAACUUACUGUUGAUUCUGAUUCAGAACUGGAUACACUUCCUAAUAGUAACCUUGCAGAGGUGUAUGAUUAUCCGGAUCCUGAAUUUAGUGAUUUCGACAAGCUUAAAGCACAAAAUUGCUUUGCAAUGGAUCAGAUCUGGGCUUGCUAUGAUAUGGCUGAUGAAAUGCCAAGAUGCUAUGCUCACAUUAGGAAGGUACACAGUCCUGAAUUUAAGGUAAUGUUCAGUUGGCUUGAGGCUCAUCCGGAAGAUAAAAGGGGUAGAGCUUGGGUCAGGGCAGAGUUACCUGUUGGCUGUGGGAAAUUUAGAUCUGGGGGUACUCAAUUCACUUCUGAUCGACUCAUAUUUUCUCAUCAAGUGCAGUGCGAAAUGGGCAAAAGAGAUCUGUACAUUGUAUAUCCGAUGAAAGGGGAAACAUGGGCCCUUUUCAAAAAUUGGGAUAUUAGUUGGAGCUCUGAUCCAGAUAAUCAUAGGAAGUACAAGUACGAAAUUGUGGAGAUUCUUUCUGAUUAUGUUGUGGAUGUUGGUGUCCAAGUUGGGUAUUUAGCUAAAGUGACCAGAUUUCUUGGACUUUUUCAGCGAACAAGGCCGACUGAAGUUGGUGCAUUUUUUGUAAAGCCAAACGAACUUUACAAGUUCUCUCAUCGAAUUCCCUUUUUCAAAAUGACUGGAACUGAAGGAGAGGGUGUACCUGCGGGAUCGUUUGAACUUGAUCCUCUUUCUCUUCCCCUCAAUCCAGAUGAUAUUUGGUACCCUGGGAAAGUUAAGGAAGACAGCAGGACUGCAAAUUUUAAACCUGUAGAAAAUGAUCUGCCUGCAAUUCCUCUUGGAACUAGAGAUAAGUCUAGGAGUGCAACGACACCUCUGAAGUCAGUGGACUUGAAUGGCAUCCAUGCUACUGAAGGAGAUUCUGCUAAGGUUCGAAUAUCUCCUAAAGAAAUGAACAUCUCUGAGAAAAAGCGAACUCAUUUGAGCUCUUGUUCUGCCAAUGACGGUCCUUCCACUGAUUAUAAUUGUGUUAAAAGAAGUCGUCACCCAAGUCCCGGUGUACCAAUUCGUUUGUCAUGUCAAGCUGAUAGAGAGUUACAUUCACGCACAAAGAACUUUGGUCUCAGCAGCUUCUUUGGAAGCUCCAAAAAACCAUCAUCUUUUUCAGCUGAUAAAGGUUCUGAAGAAAUAUUUAGUGAUUUUAAGAUGGACAGAUCUAUGGAAAAGUUUCAAGUAAAUCAGGUAUGGGCUCUUUAUGGUCAAACUGGUACAUUGCCAAGGACUUAUGCUCUGGUUAAGAAGAUAGUUCCUGACCCAUUCAAAUUGCAUGUAGUCCUUCUUGAAGCAUGUGCAGGCCCUAAUAGUGCUGCCCAGUCAGUUUGUGGAGCGUUCAAAGUCCAUAAUGAAAAACAACAUCAAGUCUAUGCUCCUAGUUCAUUCUCCCAUGUGGUGAAAGCAGUAUCUAUUAAUAGGAACAGGUUUGAGAUCUAUCCAAGAGAAGGAGAGAUUUGGGCAGUGUACAAGAGGUUGAAAAAAUCAGGUUUGGAUCCAGACAAGUUUGAGUAUGAGAUAGUCGAGGUCCUUGAGUAUUCAAAAGACUGGAUAAAAGUGUCAUCCAUGGUUCGUGUGAAUGGUUUUAAGUCAGUCUUUAGGUCUCCAAGAAAGCAAAGAUCGAAUUCUGUUAUUUUAGAAAUACAAAAAGAUGGUUUUUGGAGAUUCUCUCAUCAGAUCCCUGCAUUUCAGUUGAGUGGGGAAAAAGGAGGGGUUUUGAGAGGCUGCUGGGAGCUUGAUCCUGCUUCAGUACCGUGUUCUUUGUUAAGUGAUGCACCAGUUAUAAUCUGAUGGGAUGGUUAUCCUGGAUUAACACAGUGAUGGAUUAUUGUUGUCUUCAGUUUCUCGCUAGAUGUUUUAAGACGAUGCAUAGCUAGAGGGAGGGCAAAAAGGUAGCAGAUGCACUAGAGCGCAUGGGUCUGUAGUUUCUGGAAGUUGUAUAUUACGAUACCCCUCCCCCUUUUGUAAUGGGUUUAUACACCCCAGACUAUCAAAGGAAUAAAUAUGUUGGAUAGUCCAGAAGUUCUUGUAAAGACGCUA